Exophiala dermatitidis NIH/UT8656 is the source of this 1992-nucleotide messenger RNA. RefSeq lists its product as uncharacterized. Lineage: Eukaryota; Fungi; Ascomycota; Eurotiomycetes; Chaetothyriales; Herpotrichiellaceae. The transcript has a single exon. The record is from RefSeq and is a predicted model, not a curated record. Bases 1 to 1992 code for a protein of 663 amino acids.
AUGAACACCAGUUCCCACCCUGCCGGACUCUACCAAUCCUCCACCUUGAAUAGCAGCACUUCAACCCUCCGGCCCCGCGCCCCUCGUCUCAUAUCCUACAUCGAAGAUGAUACGGCCAAUGAGGCAACGGCUGUGUCUACGUCCUCCUUAUCGACGCCGCAGCGCUUCUCGACGAGCAGGGCAGUUUCCCCUAUUGCAGACGUCGAUCGAGCGAGAUCUACGGAUGGUCAGUUAAGAAAUAGUGGACGUGUCGGGACAAACACCUCCAGCAGCAGGUCUUCAUCCGCUGGGCUUUCUUCAAGAGCCUCCUCCGGUGGUCGUGGUGGAACUCAGGCAAUAUGGGAACCGUGGUCCUCCAUCCAGGGACUGGCCUCAACCCUAUUAGGGGAUGUACCCGGCCCGUCCAAGGACAAGACAGACAAGCCCUUCAAGACUCCGGUCUGGAUGAAACAGGACAAACGCUAUGGUUCUAAACAGGGAACUUCACAAUGGGGCCCUAGCUCCGAAGCCUCAAGCGGACGGCCGGCCUCCAACACAGCUCAAGCAGCAAUUGAAGAGAGACAAGCACUGGUGCAGGCAAAGAGAAGGGAGGCACUCUUACUCGCCAAUGCAACGGAAGGACGUGACAGCUCAGGACGCUACAAAAGGAGAGACUCGGACGCAGGCUUGUCGUCCAAUGAUGCAAGUAAACAAUCCGACUCGGAGGGCGAAGCUCUAGUAUACCUGCACAAAGUCGAGAAAAACGAUACCAUGGCCGGCGUCAUCAUCAAGUACAAUUGUCAAGCCGAGCCAUUUCGAAAAGUCAAUCGGUUCUGGCCGAACGACAACAUCCAAACGAGAUCACACGUGUUGAUACCGCUGGAAGGAUGUACGGCAAGGGGUAGAAAGGUCGACAGUCCUUACUUGGCUCGCGAGCUGGCCUCCGAAUCUGAAUUCGGUGAAGCAGCAUCGACAUCGACGGCGACUAAUGGCCCAUCCGUUGCUGCCGUCAAUGGACUUCACCCGCCGGCGCCGGCGUCAGGCAUUUCGAAUCCCUCCAAUCCAUCAUCUCUCAUCACUUCCAUGUCCGAAGAGACAGAAUACAGACACGACUCCUGGGUCAUGCUUCCGAAUUUUAAAGAACCUGUAGAGGUUGUGCGCGUUCCCCGGCGCGCCCUAGGAUACUUCCCUCGAGCCCGACGGAAAUCGAACGCCACAACAGCCGCCGAUAUAUCCACGCCCACAACACCAAAGACAUCUUUCGACAUGCUUCGUCAUCCGCCGACCCACGCGGCACAGACGAGCGCUUCUCUCAACACUUCCCCAAUCCGCCGGCCAGGCAUGCCCUCUCGCCUCGGCUCCGCCUCCUCACUUAGUGGACGACAACGCUCCUUCAGCCUCGCUGCAGGACAUUCAUCGUCCUCAUUUGCCGACGCGCUCCGCGGACCCGGGGGCGUUGGGAACCUCCGCGGCCUCCGCACCGAAGUCGCCAAACCCGGGCCCGCGGACGAUCCGCUCAACCGCAAACUGGCCCAAUAUCUGCCCGACUUGUUGCCUCCUCAGCAGGAUCCAACUACUGUUACUCCUCCGCGGACGACAGCAUUCCAUCUCCGCCUAGCCACUCCGCGGGCCACCACUCCGCGUGCAAGCACGGAUUCCAUGCGCAGCACACGCUCUAACAGUUCCGGCCUCGGCGACGUCGGCGGCGCCAUCGAAGGCUGGGUCAGAAAAAUGGCCGGAGGAGGAAACAAAAGAGAAAAGGGCGGCGGCGUCGCCGCAGGCGUCGACAAACUCGGCGAUCUUAUCGAGUUGGAGACAAAUGCAAAUGAUACUAGUGGUGCUUCUGGCCAGCAGCAGGGGUCCAAAGCCACGGCGGCGGCAUCCUCGUCUGCGUCUGUGUCAGCGACAGAGGAAGCGCUGCUGAAUGAACGCUUCCCUCUCCGCGGUCGAGUUCGACCUGCAUAUACCACGGCGACGACAAGUUCGUCGUUGGCCAAAGAUAAGGACGCCUGA